AUGUCGUCGGCCCGCAUCUUGGACGGCACGGCCAUUGCCCGGGGGAUCCGCGAAAAGAUUGGCGCAGACAUUGCGCGGAAACAGCAAGCCAACCCUCGCUACAAGCCAUGCCUCAAGAUUAUCCAAGUCGGCAACCGCUCUGAUUCUUCCACCUAUGUGCGCAUGAAGCUCAAGGCCGCCGCAGAGGCCGGUGUUUCUUGCCAUCUCAUCCAGUGCCCCGUCGACAUCACCGAGGUCGAGCUGCUCGACCAGAUCCGUCGCCUGAAUCACGACCCCGCCGUCAACGGAAUCCUGGUCCAGCUUCCUCUCCCCGCCGGCAUUUCCGAGUACAACAUCACCUCCGCCGUAGCCGACGAGAAAGAUGUCGACGGCUUCGGCACCAACAACAUUGGCGAGCUGGCUAAGCGUGGCGGUGCUCCCAUCUUCACCCCCUGCACCCCAAAGGGCGUCAUGUUCAUGCUCGGCGAGGCCGGCAUUGACGUUGCCGGAAAGACGGCCGUUGUUCUCGGCCGCAGCAACAUUGUCGGCGGCCCGGUCAGCUACCUUUUGCGGCACGCGGAUGCGACCGUCAUCGUCUGCCACUCCAAGACGCAAAAUCUCGAGACCUACUUGAAGCAUGCCGACGUCGUCGUUGCCGCCAUCGGGCAGGCACGGUUUGUCAAGGCCGAGUGGUUGAAGCAAGGCGCCGUCGUCAUCGACGUCGGCACCAACUUCAUCCCCGACGCCUCCAAGAAGAGCGGCCAGCGCAUGGUUGGCGACGUGGACUUUGAAGCCGCAUCCAAGGUCGCCUCGGCCAUUACUCCGGUCCCGGGCGGCGUCGGGCCCAUGACGGUCGCCAUGCUGUUGCAGAACGUCGUCGAGGCCACCGACCUCUUCUUCGAAAAGGAAAAGCUGCGCAAGACCAUCCCCCUCCCGCUCAGGCUCAAGACCCCCGUGCCUUCGGACAUUGCCAUCUCUCGAGACCAAACCCCCAAGCAAAUCACCCGCAUCGCCGCCGAGGUGGGCAUUGCCCCCCACGAGCUCGAGCCGUACGGGGCGUACAAGGCAAAGGUGGACCUCGACCUGCUCAAGCGCCUGCAGCACCGGAGGAACGGUCGCUACGUCGUCGUCACCGGCAUCACGCCCACGCCUCUCGGCGAAGGCAAGUCCACCACCACCAUGGGACUUGCCCAGGCCUUGGGAGCCCAUCUCGGACGCCUGACGUUUGCCAACGUCCGGCAACCCAGCCAAGGCCCUACUUUUGGCAUCAAGGGAGGCGCCGCGGGUGGCGGCUACAGCCAGGUCAUCCCCAUGGACGAGUUCAACCUGCACCUGACGGGCGACAUCCACGCCAUCACCGCCGCCAACAACCUGCUGGCGGCCGCUCUGGAAACCAGAAUGUUCCACGAAAACACGCAAAAGGACGGGCCCCUGUACAGGCGGCUUGUCCCGGUCAAGAACGGGGUCCGGCAGUUUGCCCCCGUCAUGUUCCGCCGUCUGAAGAGGCUGGGCAUCGACAAGACGAACCCCGACGACCUCACCGAGGACGAGAUUCGGCGGUUCGCCCGUCUCGACGUCGAUCCCGAGACCAUUACCUGGAAACGAGUCCUCGACGUCAACGACCGCCACCUCCGAGGCAUCGUCGUCGGAAACGCCGCCACGGAGAAGGGCCAGUCUCGGGAGACUGGCUUCGACAUUUCCGUCGCCAGCGAAUGCAUGGCCAUCUUGGCCCUGAGCACGAGCUUGGCCGACAUGCGGGAGCGCCUGGGUCGCAUGGUGGUUGCGACGUCUCGCAGCGGCGACCCCGUCACCUGCGACGACAUCGGGGCCGGCGGCGCCCUGACGGCGCUGAUGAAGGACGCCAUCAAGCCCAACCUCAUGCAGACGCUGGAGGGAACCCCGGUGUUUGUGCACGCCGGCCCGUUCGCCAACAUUAGCAUCGGGCAGAGCUCCAUCAUCGCCGACAAGCUCGCGCUGAAGCUGGCCGGCACCGAGCCCGGGGAGAAGCACGACGACUCGGCCGGCUUCGUCGUCACCGAGGCAGGCUUCGACUUCACCAUGGGCGGCGAGCGCUUCUUCAACAUCAAGUGCCGCACUUCGGGCCUCGUCCCCGACGUCGUCGUCGUCGUCGCCACGGUCCGCGCCCUCAAGGUCCACGGCGGCGGCCCGCCCAUUGCCCCCGGCGCGCCCCUCGACCCCGUCGUCUACAAGGAGGAGAACGUGGACGUGCUGCGCGCGGGCUGCGUCAAUCUCAAGAAGCACAUUAGCAACGCCAGGUCGUUUGGCGUCCCCGUCGUGGUAGCCAUCAACAAGUUCGCCACGGACACCGAGGCCGAGAUUGCCGUCGUGCGGGACGAGGCCUUGUCUGCGGGGGCCGAGGAUGCCAUCCUGGCCGACCACUGGGCCCAGGGCGGCAAGGGAGCUGUCGAGCUGGCCAAGGGCGUCGUUGCCGCCGCCGCCGCCGACAAGCCCAAGGACCUGAAGCUCACGUACGACCUGAGCGGCACCAUCCAGCAGCGCAUCGAGGCCAUCGGGCAGAAGAUGUACGGCGCCGCCAAGGUUGAGCUCAGCGAGCUGGCGCAGAAAAAGGUCGACACCUACACCCGACAGGGCUACGGGAACCUGCCCGUCUGCAUAGCAAAGACGCAGUACUCGCUGUCGCACGACCCGGACCUGAAAGGCGCUCCGACCGGCUUCACCGUGCCCAUCCGCGACGUGCGCAUGGCCGCCGGCGCCGGAUACCUAUACGCUCUGGCUGCGGACAUUCAGACCAUUCCGGGCCUGCCCACGGCUCCCGGAUACCUGAACGUCGAUGUGGACACGGAGACGGGCGAGGUCGACGGCCUUUUCUGA
Ustilaginoidea virens is the source of this 2832-nucleotide messenger RNA. RefSeq lists its product as uncharacterized. Gene Ontology annotation, biological process: tetrahydrofolate interconversion. The transcript is spliced from 5 exons. Gene Ontology annotation, cellular component: cytosol. The record is from RefSeq and is a predicted model, not a curated record. Gene Ontology annotation, molecular function: methylenetetrahydrofolate dehydrogenase (NADP+) activity; methenyltetrahydrofolate cyclohydrolase activity; ATP binding. Lineage: Eukaryota; Fungi; Ascomycota; Sordariomycetes; Hypocreales; Clavicipitaceae. The coding region runs from base 1 to 2832 and encodes 943 amino acids.